AUGUCGGUCUUACCAUCAGUAAUAGUCAAUGCAACUUCUAAGCAUACGGCUUCGGUGAGUCUUGCUACAAUACAAGUUUGCAUGUUCUUUUUCUCAAUAUUAGUGACUUUAAUAAAUUUACUUCUAACUUUUUUCUCGUAAUACUUCAUUUUUUUUAUCUCCUGCAAGGCUCUUAUUUUGGGGUUGUUCAUCUCUGAAUUUUAACCUUCGUAGAGGAUUUACUUCCGUAGUUUCAGUUUGUUGGUUUACAUUUGACAAAUGGCGUUUAUGAUUUUGAGGGAGGCUGAUAGUCUUUGGUAGAAUUAUAUAGGUGAUUUCUCAUUGAUGCACCGUAUCAUCGCAUAACCUCAUACCCUGUAAACUUAACGUUGAGUACUUCAUGUGAAAGUUAACUUAUUCUCACACCUUGGUAAGAAAUAGUGCGAUUAGUGUAUUUUUGGAUUCGUGAACAAUAUCCCAUUGUCUAUAUAUUAUCAGAAUAUUAUCCAUGGUAUAAGAUUAAAACUUUGAUUUCUUUGACGACUGAAUCUCAUAUGAGGAAGUCCACAUUUUUUGCAAACUCAAACUUGUAAUGACAUAAAAAUUUCUUGUUUUGACAGUUGGGUGUACCACUCUUGUUAGAAGUUGAAUGUAGCUGACAGUUUAAAGUCAUUUUUCUUUUUUAGCGUCUAGGUUAUUAUUAAAUAUUCAUUGUUAUGAUAAUUAGUGUACAAAUAGACAUUAAGUUUAUAUAUUCAAUAUUUAAAACAGCUGACAUUAGGAAAUUAUUCUGGUUAACAUGAUUACAACCCAGUUUGAUUGCUAAGUUAACGCGUUGUAUUAUAUAUCUGAAACAAAAAAAAUUAAAAUAAAACUACAAUAAUAAUUUAACCUAAAUUUUAUUUUAAAGUACAUCAUAAUGAUAUAGUUUCUAUCUACAUGACUGCAUAAUUUUAACUUACCAAAUAUGUAAGGAAUAUUUUUUGUACAUGUAUGAGUUCUUUCUUUCCAAAUACUACCAAUAAGUAAAUAAAUAAGAUAAAAAGAGUGUUCUGGGUAAAGUAAAUGGGUCCGCUGUAGGUGAAGUAUGUGCAAUUUCUUUGAAAUCUACAAAGAGUGGUGAUUACAGUUUAUCAAUUUAGUAUUUACGGUAGUUGCAGGAAAAUGAAAGUCGACCUUCUGGUGACUUAAGUUUGAGUUUCUUAGACAUGGCUAUUUCUCUUGACCACUAACCCAUUUUGAGUUAACAACUCGUUGCUCAAAAAUUUGCAGUUUAUAUGGGAUUUGAAUCCUUAGCAUCAGUGGCAGGUACAUGUAAUACACUCUAGACAAUUGAGCUAAUAAGCCAUUUGGGAGCAGGUCAUUAGUCUAUUUUAAUUGGAUAUAAUUAGCCUGUUUGAAUGUCUUAUAAGCCCUGAACUUUUCUUGGCCUUGUUUCCACAACCUCCAAAGUUGUGUCUUUACAUUAAUUCCUCAUCCCACAAUUCUGGUAUAUUUUGAUUUUCAUAUACUCGUUGUUAAUAUCUUCAUCAUUUUACAGGUUUGUAAUGCACCAACUAAAUGGCUAGCUCCCAGUUGGCUUGUUAGGUCAAUUGGUUAGAGUGGUGCACUGGUUUUACAAAGGUCAAGGGUUUGAAUACCAUACAUGUACAAGCCUGCGUUCUUUCUGACUUUCUUUUAACAAGUGUAUUACUCUCUCCCAGAGAAUUGAGUGUGCAGUUUUUGUGUGGGGUAUCCAUUGUCACUUUUGACAAAUCUGUAGCCUUCCCAUCAUGCUUUGUGUUGUUUUUGGUUGUGUUUUUGCUUGUAAACUGGUAAGAAGGCCUUCCAAAUGUUGAUUGGCGAACACCAAACUCAAGUGGCGUUUUAUACUUUGAUGCUUUCUUACUGCCAAAAUCUAAAAGCUUCAAGCACAUUGAACAAAACAAGUUGGUAUAGCUACAAACACUUUGUCAAAUUACAUGUCCUAAGGGCUGAUGUUUCAUUGGUCAAAAGUGACAUGUAUAACUACAUACCAGUGCUUCUCCUAGGUCGCAGAAAAAACUCAAAUUUCGCGGGAUUUUUAGAGUCAAAUUCAGGGAAAAAACAUCCUUUUUUGCGGGAAUUUUGGGGGAAAAUUUUGCUGACAAAAUGUUUGGUUUUCCACAGAUUUGACAAACAUUUUUAAUGAAAAUAGACCGCAAUUUGAAUUUUGUGGCUCUGCGACGACGUGAAAUAAUCUCAGAAGCCCUGACAUUCAGGCAAAACAGUUAGUGUUGUUGCUUAAUAACAGGUUGUAUUAAUAGUGUUGCAUAACAAUCUCCAAUAGCAACUUAUAGCAAGCAGUUCUUUAGGGCCUUGGAGAAACUCUGGGAAUUAAUAUACUAUAAUAAAUAAAAGAGUACAUAAUGUAGUCAACAUAAAGUACAAGGUUUACUGAAGGCUUGACCACAUGGUAGGACUAUGUAGGACAGUAUUUUUUUUAAAAAAAAAAUGCAAAUUAAUUUAGGGCUCAUAAAAAUAAAGAAAAGCUGAUUAUGUCAUAUUGUGUUGUUUUAGUUGAUUUUCCUUCAUGGUCUUGGAGAUACUGGGUAAGUAAGUAAUGUAUUUAUCAUGGGUUAUGUAACCUUUUCUUUGGGGUGUUACAUGGUAUGCUGUUCUGUUGCUUCAUUAGCUGUAGGCUAUAUAUUUGAGUUGUUCUCAUUUAUAUUCAUUCGCGUCUUACGACCGUCCCUACGCCCUCAAAAUUAAAUACCCAGUGACCAGGGGUUUCUCUUAGACGUAGUGUUUUGCAUGCUGCUAUAUGAAAAGUUUAGCACGUUUUGUAUGAAUCAUUGUUAUACGAGCAUAGUUUAGAUCAUUUUGUUGGGUUGUUUUUUCUUGCUGUAAUUUUUUACAUUUCCGAGUUUUCAUUCUGUUUGUUGUAUUAUUUCCAUCCAUUCUGUUGAUGAAGGCAUAAUAAAGAGGGUCGCACACGGCUCGUGUUGACACACCCCAAUUGAGGUUGCUUGUUACAUGAUAAAUGUUUUAUAUUCGUUUGAGCGGGGUAGCGAAUUAGAAUAUAAAUGUUUUUAUAGUAAAGACAUAAUUAUCUACUCUUCCAGAGAUGUUACAUUAAAGCAAAUUAAUGUGACCUGCGGUAUAACUUAAUAUUCAUUUUUAAUUGCCUGAAACAGGAUGUUGAGUCCCACUCCAAAGCAGUGAAUAGCCAAUUGUAUUCUGUGUUUCAGGAGCCAAUGAAAAUGCAUGAAAAAUUGCUAUCCAUUUGAUUUGGUAAAAUACCACUUCAAUAAUAAAUAUUAUGAAAUAUUAUGUACACUGUAACCACUUCAUAGCCAAAGGAUACAUUUCUACAUGUUAUUGGGAAUUGAUUAUUCUGUUAAACUUUGUUUUCUUUGUUAGACAUGGUUGGAGUCAAGGAUUCAGUGGUUUAGGAAUUAAUCAUUUAAAAUCUAUUUGCCCAAAUGCGUAAGUACCUCAUAAUAUUAUAUUAUUAUGUUAGUUUCAGUAGAACCAUGUACAGUACUUCUUGUAUUCCUGAGUUUAAUGUAAUAAAUUUUCUAGUGAAUUUACUUGUAAUUUGCAAGUGAAGCCAUUGUUUUAGAGUCUUAAAACAAUAGCUACACUUGUACAAUACACUAUCUUGUAGGUGUUUUAUUAAAUUGACCCCACUGCUACAGUUUUCUAAAGGCACAAAUAAUUCCCCUGGGGAGGGGGAUGGAUAGACUGUCAAAUUCACUGGGCUAUGAUUUGGUACCUGAAACAUUGCAUGUGAAAGUUUUUUUACUUCACAUUUGUUAAUUGAGCAAGUUGAUACAUGUAAGCAGUGUCCAUACCAUGGGUGACUGUCAUUUCUACUGAAAUGAUAACUCCUACAAUGUACAUAUUCUUCAUGAUGAACUAUUACAUUCCCACUUGAGUGGUGAAGAAUGGUCUAUCCAAAAAUGGCUAGUCUCACAAAAUAUAACACAAGUCUCACAUUCUCUUGUUCAUUUGGGAAGAGACUCUUGGAAUCUUAGGUCUACCACUACUUGUAUGAGGUGUUGUUUUUUUCUCUUGACAGUUUUCAGUUCACACAUCUGAGCUUUAGUUAAGUCUUGGUCUUGAAUUUAAAAUGAUGAAGGGAAAUUGUUUUGUCGCAGAUAUUUUUCUUGCCAAUUCUCAUAUUAUUUUACCAUAAUAAUACCCCUUUAAGGUGAUUCACUGGUUUUGCACUGCGCAUCUCUUUCUGCGCAUGGCUGCUGUGAAAAAGAGCAUCUAAAGCAACAUUAUUAAAAUGAAGUUAACUAAAGAGAAACGCCAUAAGAAUUUUUGCUAGCGGUCGUUUCUUGCCAAAAUGAGACUCUAUGUGUUGGGAAUGUGCAUAACGUAAGCAGUACGCGUGUUGUUUAGUUCGACUUCCUCACAGAGAACCUCGAUAAUAGAAGUUAAACUCCUACUAACUCACUUUGAUUUUCUUUUAAGUGCCAUCUUUAUCACUUUGCGUCCUAACUGUGAUAUCUCGAUGUAAAUUCUGUAAAAAUGGAUUUUUUAAUGCUUUCUUUCCCCUUCCACACACAUGCCAUUUUGAUACUCGCCCCAGUCCUCUCUCAAAAAUCGGAGAAAAUGCAUGUGGUGCACACUUUCUGCAGCUCUGCUGCAAUAAGGAGUACGGUGACCCCCAUAUUUUAUUUCAUGAAUUUAAUAAGAACAGUGCUUCCUUUCAAUGAGAAAAAGUAUAGGCAUGAAUCUAUGUUAAGUUUUUUGACAAUUGUACUAAAUUGUGUGGAUUGAGCUAGAAUGGGUCCAGAAGCAUGUCAAAAUUAAGUCUACUUUGGAGCGUAAAGUAAAAACAGGGGCCAAAAAAGGCAUUUUUCUGGUAUGUAAGUGGAUAAACAAUACAUUUAAUUCAAAUUCCGUGCAAUACCACGUGCAUCAUCUAAAAAAUCUCUCCUUUUUGUCUAGUUUUGGGCUGGGUGGGGUUUUUGCCAAAGGGUUCUAAAUAGACGUAUUUGUCAGCAUUGUGACAUCAAAAUGAGCACGGCGACCCCCACUUUUUAUUACUUUUUUAUCAUCUUCUUGACUUGUUACAUCAGUGCACCAAGUUUCAUCUACAUUCUAUGUUAGGGCCUUUUACUAAGGAAUCACCUUAAUGCACUCUUGAACAUUUUGUAGAUCAGUUAUUCCAGUGACAUUAAAUGCAGGAUUUAAGAUGCCAGCCUGGUAAGUGAAAUGUUACAACAGGAAUUUUAAUGAAUUAUUUGUGAACAUUCAUGCCAUGCUUGAGGCUGAGUUUUAGAGCUCACACCAGAGCCAUAUCCCAUGGUGAUUAAUCCAUACUGUUGUCAAGUACAAGUAUGGUAAUAAUUAUCAGUUCACACAUUCUGUUGCACAAUAAGUGUUUACAUCCAACCAAACUAAGGGUCACAGUUGUAGACUUAUUGCUGUCUUAAUUGUUGCUAUUCAGUGAUGUAUUGAAUGAUAGUAUUAUUAUCUGAAGGGCUCCAGGCCAGGGCGUGUUUGUGUUACAGCUGUAGUUUCCUAAUUUUUUAAUGCAUGCUAAAUUUAGGUACAAAGAUUUUUACUUGUCACUUGUUUUUGCAUUAAGGAAGCGUUGUAGAUACUGUUAACAUUUUCUCAACGAUUUCCACUAUUCUAUGUGUUGGCAGAAAUCACAUAUGCAAAAAUGUCUACUUUUCUGGUUGUUUCUCCUGUGAUAUGUCACGGACUUGCAUAUCAAAACAAUGUGUUUAACCAAACACUGAAACAUUUUAACUAUUAUUUGGCAGUAGUGAGUUGAUGCAACAUGACAGCAAAAAGAGGAGGACAGCAAAUGCUUGUGUGCGACAAACUUGACAUGGCUCUCACUGUACUUGCAUGUUUUGUUGUGAUCUUAACUGAACACUACUGUGUUUUGGCCUCUUUCAAAAAGAUCUAUCAAAAGAAAGGAGAAGUUCGGCGGAAAGUUUUUUCAAACAGUCAUAAUUAUUCUCGUGCUUGUCAAACACAAUUUGCUCUCUUCUUUCCUCCCCCAUCCUGUUGUGUAAGUUCACUAAUAUCUGUGGCUAGCAUGCAGCUCAGUGCUUGACAGUGGCAUCAAAAUUGCUUUAUUUAACUUCUCAACUGAAUUGUAGUAUGUGUAGGCCCUUUUUCUAACAAUUGAAAUAAUUUUGCAUCAUUUUUGUGUGUUUUACAUGUAUACAGCUAUUUCGAGAAAGAUUAUCGGAAAAAAUGUGGACGCGACAAUCCCGAAAGGUAAUGUGGGAUAUGAUGACUGUAGCUGUCGAACCUACUUUUGUUUCUUUCCUUAAACACUCGCAAACAUAUUUUCAUGGCCUUUUGUGCCAAUUCUUUCAAAUUUCUCUGAAGAACAGUGAACUCAAAACCACCCACAAUGCCUUUCAGGAUUGUCACAUGCACUUUUUCCGACAACCUUUCUCGAAAAAGCUGUAUCCUAUUAAAUCAUAUUUUAAGAAUUAACAACUAGGAGCUAUGGUCUUGAGUGUUUUGGUGUUCUUUGGUGGCAUGUCAGCUGUCUGUAGCGCUGUCCCAUGACCAUGUUAGCGUUUGUAGCAUUUACCAUUGUUCGUGAGCAUGGGGGUAGAUUCCUGUCCAGCUCAGUAUGUCGCUUCUACACAUGUGCAGGCCAUGGCAGGUGCCUACAUUGUGUUUGCGUUUUACUCAAAGCUUUGUUGGCGUGGCAUUCUUUUCUAGUAGCACAGCAUUUCUCGUGUUUCUGUCCAAAUUUUGGUUGGCAUGGUGUAUUUUCGUGGCAGUGGAGCAGGAGCUGCAAGUAAUCCUUGAUGGUAAGCUCGUGGUUUCUUCAUCAAAAUGCAGGCAAGUGGUAACAGAAGACAUUUUGACUUGGACUGAAGCCUUCACUAUUUUUCAGAUGAUGUUGUGUGCAGUUCACCCUCAUUGUUGGCCCGAUCUGACCAUGUAUUAGCUGCUUAUCAUUCAAAUGGCAGGUCAGUUCUCCAGUUCAAAUGGUGUCUCAUCCUCGACCUCUCAUCUCCCGCCAGGCACAGCAUGAACAAUGGCAUCCCCAAGCCUACCUUCACAGUGCAGUUUGCAUCAGUCGAUGCAGUUAUUGAGGGCAUCAUGGCCCAGGGUCACGGAAUGCUAAUAGCUAAGUUUGAUGUGGCAUACAGGAAUGUGGUUAUCCAUCCAGACAAUCACCCCUUACUUGGGAUGCAGUGGCAUGGUUGAUAUGGUUCUCCCUUUUGGGCUGCGUUCUGCACCUUUUAUUUUCACAUCCAUUGCAGACCUGGUUGAAUGGAUCCUGGUUCAUAAUCAUGGCAUGGACUUCCUACGCUACUACCUAGAUUACUUUUUUACCCUUGUCCCACCUUUGUCCCAGAUCUGCCACUCCUAUUUACUUACCUAUGUUCACCUUUGCCAAAGGCUAGGCCUCCCCCUUUAUCCUGACAAGUUAGAGGGACCUGCUACUUGCUUCACUAUCCUCGGGAUUGAACUUGACUCCCACAGGCUUCAGGCUUGCCUACCAGCAGAGAAAAGAGUCUGGAUUGUUGCGUUGCUUGAAGAGUGGUCCAUCAAGCCUUUUUGUAAGAGACGGGAGUUGGAAUCCUUGAUUGGUCACCUCCAUCAUGCCUGCAAGGUUGCCCCACAGGGGAGGGUAUUUCUUCUUUGUGCCUUUCGUCUGGAUGAUCACCCUAUCAGGCUAAACCAAGAAGUCCGUUGGGACCUUACCUUGUGGCAGGAGUUUUUUCAGGCCUGGAAUGGCCUCAGUUUCUUAUGCAUGCCCAUGUGGGCACCCAUCCUGGACUUCCAAGUCUCCUCGGGUGCAGCACUCUCACUGGGCUAUGGGGCUGUUUUUAACGCCUAGUGGUUUUGCAGUGCUUGGUCAAUGGAGCAAAAGUCAUUACUGAUCGCAUACAAGGAGCUCUUCCCCAUUGUUGUAGACGCCGCUUUAUGAGGUUCUGAGUGGGUUUCUCAGCAGGUCAAGUUCCUGUGCGACAAUGAGUCAGUGGUGUCUGUACUUAAGUCUGGCUCUUCACAGGACCAACAUUUGAUAGGGCUGCUGCGUCAUUUGUCCUUGCUGGCUAUACGCCAUUCAUUUGUGUUUACUGUGUCUUCAGUUCACGGCAAAGGUCAAUCCUGUAGCUGAUUCUCUCUCAUGCUUUCAAUUUCAGCCUUUUUGUCGUCUGGCACCUCAAGCCGAUCUGACCUGACGUGUGUGAUUCCCUUGUCACUUCUGACUUUUGCCACCGGGUUGGUCACCCUAACAGGGAUGGCUCCUUCCCUCCUACCAAUGAGGAGAUGUGCUUUGCUACACUCUUGGCCUACAACUUGACCCAUGCAUCUAUUAAAGUAUACUUGUCGGUGGUACACUCCCUUCACAUGACCAUGGCUUGUCAUAUCCUUUCAUCAACUGCCUUUCAUUUGCAGUGUUUGCUAAGUGGAAUAUAGUGGCUUCAAGGUCCAGUGUCACCCAGAUGCCUCCCUAUCACCCUGGAUCAUCUGUGGAUGAUUCAGCGGGGACUGGACUACUCCAAGAGAGACCAUUUGAUGUUGUGGGCAGCAUGCUGUUUGGCUUUCUUUGGUUUCUUACGCGCUGGGGAGUUUACGGUGAAUUCAGCAUUUCAACCUAGUAGCCAUAUGACUGUUGAUGACUUGCAAGCUGACUCGCUGGUGAACCCUACCUGUUUUAAAGUUCAUAUCAAGUGCUCGAGUCUCAUCCGUUUUGCAUGGGCUGUGAUAUAAAUGUGGGGCGUGCUCAGGGCUUGGUGUGUCCCAUCCGCGCCUUGGGUGACUUUCUGGCUCUGCGUGGCUCUUCUUAGGGACCUCUCUUUACAUUUAGUGAUGGUCACUCUCUUACACGGCAACAGUUGUCUUCCACAGAUCAGUCUAUCUUGCACUCCUGCUGGUCAUACUGGCUCCUAUUCAGGCCAUAGCUUCUGUAUGGGGGCAGCAACUACGCCGCUGCCUGUGGGGAGUUCCGGAUCAUCUGAUCAAGAUCCUAGGCCAGUGGUCUAGUGAUGCCCACCAGAUUUAUAUUCACACUCGAGUUAGCUCCAUUGUCCACGUGUCCAGACAGCUGGUUGCAUAGCAGGUAUCUCCAUUACCAUUUGGGCUGCAUUGGGGUUGGGUGCCUCAGGCUUGGGCCCUCAGGGCCUGUGGCUCUGUAACCCUGAGCCCCCCCUGGUUGCUUCUGGUUUUUCUACCUGGAGGUCCCUUUAGGCUGGUGUCUGGGUUGCAGGUUGGUAGGCCUCUGGGUGUUUCUCUGCCUUGGGGUGUGCUUGCGGUUGCACUCUCCUGGCCCCUGGGCACCCAAGCUCCACUUGCAGCGAGGGCGCUAAAUACUAUUAAUUUGUAUUUAAUGUAGUCAAUGACUUGGAGCUAUGGUCUCUAGUGUAAUUUUUUGGCGUUCUUUGGUGGCAUGUUGGCUGUCUGUAGCGCUGUCCCAUGACUAUGUUGGUGUUUACAGCGUUUACCAUUGUUCGUGAGCAUGGGGGCAUAUUCCUGUCCAGCAGUAUGUUGCUUCUGCGCAAGCACAUUCCAUGGCAGGUGCCUACGUUGGGUUUGUGUUGUACUCAAAGCUUUGUUGGCAUGGUGUUCUGUUCGAGUAGCAUAGUGUUUCUCUUGGUUUCUCCUCCCUCCACUUUCUUGGUCUAGGGUCUACCCCCAACCCCCCCCCCCCCCCUUGCCAGGGUUUUCAUAUUACUACUGUGCCCUCUGGGCACCCAACCUCCACUAUUCGGUCAUUAAUGACUGAUUAGCCCUAAAAACCCCUUACAGACUGUAACAUGCACAAGAAAAGACUUUUUUUGUAGUACAAAACUAACCUUGCCAGUUGUAUUUUCUUACAGGUUUGACAUCUAUUCUUUAAAUCCAGGGCAACGAGAAGAUGAUGUAGGAAUAAAGAGUUCAGCCCUAGAAAGUUUGUAUCCAGUAAUUUAACGAUGUGCAUGACUAAAACUAGAUUUUGUAAGACAGUCCUAGGGUUAUUAAUAAUAAUUAGACGGAUUGAAACACACACAUGACAUUACGAGCCUUCAUUAAUAGCCAAUAACAUCAGGGCUUAACUGACAGAUGACCAAUAACAUCGCGACUUAAUUGACCAAUCAGAUCAAUAACCAGAGGUUAUCAAAACGUCAGUCACUGUCAACAACAACAUAUCAGUCCUAUUCAGGAGUACAUUCACGUGGAAGAACAUACUCAACCUACUUACAUUGAGUCAAUAGCACAGACAUGUAUUUCAAUUCUUACAAGGUAAAAACACUUUAAUCACACUCUCAGUAAGCCAGUUUUCUGACUGGCCAUAAUAAGUGGAUUCAGAAUGUAUUAUCAAGAAAGGAACAAUUAUUUAUCUUUUUAUCUUUAAUCAGUGAAUUAUCAAUAGUACAAGCUAAUCAUUGCAAUGUGUGGUUGAUGGCAAAUAACUUAUAACUAUGGCCUUAAACAUGGGCAAAGAAGGAGUAUUAAUAACAGCCCUUAAGUUUGCAAUUACUUACCGUUAUUUGGGAAUAGUCCUGAACAUACAAUCCGUGACAUUAGAACUUUCAAAAUCGAGGGAAUAACAGUGACAUGUUGUUCUUGACUUCCCUUCCCCUGUGCCUUUCAAAGUUGGCCUCGAACUUGGACAAUUCCACCGAAAAACCAUUACAAAAUAACACUGAAAGAGAGAAAAACAGGUAUCAGAGCAGUGUGAACCAAGUUGAGUGGCCUUGAUUGUAGCUCCAAACUGCCAACUCUGUGAACUAAUAGUGUUGCAGAUCUUUGCUGUCACACUGUUAUGGUUUCAAGAUGUUGAUAGUGUACAAGGCCAGUCUUGAAUACGGAAUUGCAAAUGCCCUAUGGUGGGUGUGCUCUGUUUUGAUGAAUUAAUGUAGACAAUGUCACUUGGGUGUGGGAAAGUAUGUAAGUCACCAAUGUAUGUCAAAAAUAUGAAGAAGUUUUCUCUGCCUUGGAUGAAUUCAGAAGUUAGAAAAGCUAUGAUUAUAAACAACAGGUGCAGACUCCUCAGGCUCUGUCAUGAUAGAAAAUUACAGAGCUUUGCAAGAUUCCAAGUAGACCUUUCUGGAAGUCCGUGCAGUCUGACACCAUGGGGAAACACUGGAGCUGUAACAUUUUUUGUUGUAUUUUCAGUAAGGAAGUUAGUUGAAGAAGAGAUCAAAAGUGGAAUACCGUCAGAGAGAAUUGUAUUAGGUAUGAUUUAAAUCAAUGUCAUUUGCUAGCUAGCUCCAGUGAUCAAAUUUUUUAAAUAGCUAGAACUUACAUGCCCUGUGAGCAGAGGCUACAUUUUGCUGAAAAUGAAGUAGCCUCUGCCGACAUCCAUUCAAUUUUCUAUCAUGCAUGCACAAAAUUCGUCACGCGAUCCGCAAGCAAGAUUAAUCAUCAGGUCUGUCGUCAAAUGGCGUGAGUUUUGUGGGAAUAAAAAAAUUGCGACAACUCAGAUCUGCUUGGUCAAGAAAAAAUUUAUUUGUCCAGAUUUCUGGAUGGAUUUGAAUGGUUGUCAGCAGAGGCUACUUUUCACAUGACAGCUCACACAGCAAAAAAUUAGCCUCUGCUCACAGGGUAGAACUUAUGUUACAGGUCAAAUUAAAUUUAGGUCAAAAUGAUUUAACUUAGGUUGAAUCUCAAAUUUCUUUGUCUCCUGUCUCUAGUUAUUCAUGAAUUAGGGCUAGGAGACAAAGGAAAUUGAGAAUCAACCUAGGUUAAAAAAUUUUAGCCUGAAUUUAAUUUUGACCUGUAACACUUAUAAGCUCCUGGGAUUGAAAGUUUUGUGUUAAAAUGAUUAUAUAGCUAAUGAGCAGCACUUAUUAACAACCAUCUGUAAGUUGGGUUCAGGUGACUUUACUCAAGUGCGUCAGAGUAGCAUUGUCACUUAACGUUACACACUGCACAGUUAACAAUAACUUAGUCAGUAAUAGAAAAAAGCAGCGUAAAUGUUUUUGUAGCGCCAAAAAUAUAUAUUAUAUAUUUUUAUCUAGCUUGUAAUUAAACUUUUCGUUUUAAUUCAGGGCUAUUUGGCAUAUUUUGGCAUUUUUUUAGCCUUGUAAAUCUAAGGAAAAUUUGUUUGUAGAACAAUUCUGUAGCAAGAAUUUCAGACGUAGAUUACUAAAUAAAUAAAUAUUAUUAUAGAAGAGCAUUUUAAGAAGAGAGUGUGUUGUAUGACUGCAGGUGGAUUUUCUCAGGGAGGUGCCCUUGCACUCUACACAGCCUUAACCAUGGAGAAAACACUUGGUGGUAUCUUAGCCCUUAGUUCAUGGCUUCCUCUUUACAAGGAGUUUCCAAAGGUCAUUAGACAAGUAAACUCAUUUUAUUAGCGUUAUUGUUGGUUGAGUGCUUUAUUUGUUGUCGUUGUGAAUGCAGACAAGGAAAUUUUACAUUAAUCACUGACACAAUUUUUUACUUUUUUGCAAGUUUGAGUGCAAGUUUAUUGUUUACAUAUAACAAUAAUAUAAUUACAAUAAUUUGUACUGACCUGCAGGUAGCAAAACCAAUCAAGGCAGGUCGGUCUCAUUUUCUAUUUUUACAGUCUUACUAAAUCAUAACAAAAUUCAAAUGUUCAUGGAGCUUUUUCGAACACGAAUGCUCAGCUGUCAGUUCAAGCAAUUGUGACAAGUGACCAAUAUUAAUUUUGUUGUCGAGAUACUCUACUUUAAAUCGGAAAAACUGUUCAAAACUUUGCAAUGAAACGAUUUGCUUGCAUUUUUUUCACUUGAGUUUGAACAAUUAUUCAGUUGACAAAGUUGCAUUAGUUUUUUUAUGUUCAACUGUAUAAGAGUUUCUACAGAUAAUCUAUGAGGACAGCAACGGACAUGUAUUUAGCAGCAAUUUAUUUGUUCAUGUAGCUAGUGACGUAAUGACGCCCAAGUCAAAUCCUGCCUUUUCCUUUGAUCACAUUCCUGUGAUGUCUUUGUUUUUCAUAUUUAGUGUGUUAAAGGAAAUCGUGACACUCCAAUAUUACAAUGCCAUGGUAAGUCACUUGGUACCGAGGGUGAGAAUUAUUAUAUAGUAAUUUUUGUAGAAUGACAGAUAUUUAAUUUUAGAGUUUUUUAUGAAUAUGUUUUCACAAGUUACCAGUCAAAAGCCACUCACCAAUAUUAAAAGUUUUAUUCACAACCAGGGGCUGAUUACGUAAAAGGCUUACACUGGGAACUAAGUGCUAAUGCCUCACGUUCAGUCAGGCAUGGAAUCUACAUGGACUGGUUUUAACCUGAAUUUAAAUUUGUUCUGUAACACUUAUAAGCUCAUGAGACUAUAAGUUUUGUUUUAAAAUAAUUAUAUAGCUCAUGAGCAGCACUUAUUAACAACUAUCUGUAAGCUGGGUUCAGGUGACUUUUUUAAAGUGCGUUGGAGUACCAUUGUCACUAGACAACCAGGGGCUGGUUACAUAAAAGGCUUACAGUAGGGACCUAAGUGCUAAUGCCUCAUGUUCAGUCAGGCGUUGAAUCUACAUGGACUGGUGUGGGUGUUAGCAAGUGUCUGACGUUAAUCUGACUAAAAAUUAGACACGGUUGGAGGUAAAUGUAUAUGUAAGCUAGUCGUAAAGUGCUCCCUAUUGGCUUUAUUCUGUAGCGGGCAUUGCAAGUAAAUAAUGUCUGGCCUAAUUAUUAGUACCUGUGAAUGUCUUGCUAUUGCAACCAUCGCCAAUGUCUGGCAUGCAUCUGGCAUAGAUUAUGCCUAACAAUGUCAGACAUAAGGCUAACGUGGUAUGUAAGGACUGGUGUAUAAGCAAGGUUUAUGCAACUGACCCCAGAAUUCACUUUCCCACAUAAGAUACGGUGAUCAUAUCCAAUCUGAUUAUAGAUUACAUGUAUUAUCCUAGUUGAAAACACUUAGUAGGCCAGGUUCAGUUACCAUACUUCACGGGAAAUAUCAAAUUGAAUUCAAUUUGAACUUUACCCGACCCAAAUUAAUUUAGGCCGGCUCCGGGAUGAUUCUAGCCUCCCACGCAGGCGUUUUUAGGGGAGCUCGUUUUCCAUCCCUCCCCACAAAACGAGCUCCCCUAAAAACGUCUGCGUGGGAUGAUUCAUAUACUAUCUUUAUUCUAACUAAAUUCUUACUCUGAGCUUCCGUUUGGUUUGGCUCAUGUGAAGUCUGGCAUCUGAAUCAAUGCUGUUCCACAGCCGUGAUACACUGUAUUCCCACUCGAGGCAGACGAAGAAUCAAGAAUCAAAAAUGGCAGUCCUUAUUUAGUUGAGUGAAAGUCCAGGAAUAUACAUGUAACAAUCACAAUUCUUUCCGUGCUAACAUUAUUUUUAUUAAUACCAUGUGUAAUACUAAACCAGCUGUCUUUCUACCUUUUUUUAUAAAUACUGAAAGUAACACGUUUUGCAUUGUAGGUGAUGCAGAUCCUGUGGUACCAUGUGAAUUCGGAGAAAUGUCAAAAGGUGUUUUAACUUCAUUCUGUUCAAAAGUGGAAUUUAAGAAAUAUAGCGGGAUGGGUCACAGUUCUUCAGAUCAGGUGAGCUUAUUAUCACCUUUUUUUGUAAAUUCGCAGUCAACAUAA
Messenger RNA from Porites evermanni, 14416 nucleotides. NCBI's taxonomy places the organism in Eukaryota, Metazoa, Cnidaria, Anthozoa, Scleractinia, Poritidae. The record is from the annotation of a GenBank genome assembly.